CCUUUCCCUGCUCCGGGCUGAGCUGAGCCCUGCUCCUGACACAGAUCCAUGGGAUGUGUCCAUCAGGGCAGGAGGACACAGCUCCUGCAGGAACAGCCAUGCUCCAUUGUCCCCAAAAAUCACCCUGAGCAGCUGGGGGUUACUGCUGGCUGUAAAUUCUGAUCCCAAGGGGUUUGCUCCUGGGGAAGGAUCCCAAAACUUGCAGCUUCUCCUUGCAAGUGCAGCGUUGCAAUCCUUGUUGCAAUCCCUGUCCCCUGGGUGUGACCCUGCCUGGUUGUGUCUCUGGCAGAGCCUUUCAGCCUCCACAGAGGGGAGAACCUUCCAGAUUUGUCCUUCCCCACGGACAUGAGGAACGUGCCGCUGUUCCCAGGCCACGCCGAUGCUGCCAGGGACAUCCUCGCUCCACAUGGAUCCAUGAUGGGACCUGAACAGCCUUUCCUGGGGUCCCUGUAUUCCCCUGCAGAGGCUCUGGACCCAUCAGCCUUCAUUGGCCUCGAGUCAGGCACAGAAUUCCUGCCAGGAAAAGCAGCACCUGAAGAAUACUGGAUGGGAGCUCAGCAGGACAUGAAGGGACCAGAUACCUCUUUCUUUGUUGAGCCACCAGUGCCCCCCUCAGCCACAGAGGCCAUCAGGACGAGCCUGCCCGAGAGCCCCACGGCAGCAGCAGCCCCUGGGAGUGUUCCUGCUGCAGCCUCAGCAUUCCCAGGAGAGGCUGCAGCCACGGAUGCACCGAAGGGCUCCACGCCAGGUGCAGCCUCUGUUCCCGCCGCCGACGCCGCGUCGCUCCCCGCAGAGAAAGCUGGAGCUGUCCCUGCUGCAGACACCAAACCUCCCCCAGCUCCAGGGGCUGCAGCUCCUGCAGCAGCUGCCAACCCUUUCCAGACCACGGAUUUGGGGUUUUCUCCUGCACCUGAAGCCAGCCCUCCCAAAGGCGUCAAUGACAUCUCCACCCCGGGGACGGAGCUCGGCUGCGCCCCGGCAGCAGAUGCUGGAUCCCACCGUGGGCUGGAACUGGGGUUUGCCCCAGCAGCAGGUGUGGAGUCCCACCAAGACAUGGAUUUGGGAUUUGCUCCAGCAGCAGGUGUGGAAUCCAAUCAGACCAUGGAUUUGGGAUUUGCUCCAGCAGCAGGUGUGGAAUUCAAUCAGACCAUGGAUUUGGGAUUUGCUCCAGCAGCAGGUGUGGAACCUCACCAUGCCAUGAAUUUUGCUCCAUCAGCAGAUGUAGAACCUCACCAUGCCAUGGAUUUUGCCCCAGCAGCAGAUGUGGAACCUCACCAUGCCUUGGAUUUUGCCCCAGCAGCAGAUAUCAAAGCUCAGCACACCGUGGGCCCUGAGCUUGGCCUGGCAGCAGAUGCAGAGUUUGCCCCAGCAGCAGAAGCCAACCAUCAGCACAGCCUGGAUUCUGGGUUUGCUCCUGCAGCUCCAGCCAAGCUUGUCCCUGCUGUGGACACUGGGAAUGUGUCAGUGCAGGCUCAGCCUGGCCCUGCAGGGGCUGCUGUGUCUGCUGAGGCUGCCCUUCAGCAGGACAAGUCUCCUGCAGAAGCACCAGCAAAGGUGGAAGCAGAAUCCAAAGUCCCAGAAGUUUGUGUGGAUCACUCAGAGAAGAUGAAGGACAGAAAAGCCCCUCCAAGCCCUCUGGACGAGCACUUUCCUGGGAAAAUCAGCCAGCAGCCGGAGCCAGCAGCUGAAGCAAAAGGAGCAGUAGAAAAUAAAGACCUUCCAGAAAAAUCUGCUCCUGCUGAGGAUGGUGAGGCACAAAAGGAGGAGGCUGAGCACAACCACGUCCAACACGCAGAACCUCAGGAAGGGAAAACCCUGCAGGAGCCCACAGGUCUUCCCACUGCACAAGUCAGGCAAGCUCCCAAAUCCAGGGACCGUGGGUUUGGCAGAGCAAAACCUGCCCCAGAGCCUCUCACAGAUGUGCCAGAGGAGCAUCCUGUAGGUCUCCCACAGCAGAAGAGUCCUGAGCCCAGAGCAGAUCCCUGUUCCACAGUGGAGCUUGGCUGUGGUGCUGGAACAUCCCCUCGCUUUAGGGUUCCUCACAAAAAGGCCACCAGUGUCCCCAAGGAGCCUGUGGAGAGCUGCAGAGAUCCCUCCCAGGAAAGCUGGGAUUUGGAAAGUGCCGUGGUGAAGAAAAAGAAAAAGAAACCCAAACAAAGGAGAAACCAGCUGCCAAGAGGGAUGGAGCUGUGGGAUGAGAACGGAGCAGGCUCCAGAGCUGCCAGGAAUGCUCCCUUUGGGCUGGAAUGGCAGAAUCCAGAGCCUGAGGGAACGCCCUCAGGGAGCAGAGCUCUGGAUGUGCCAAAAGAUGCUAAAAUAACAACUGGGAGUCAUAUCCUGGAUGAGCAAAACUCCUUCCCAGAGCCAGCCCCGGGACAGCAGCCCCCAAAAUCCGCUCUGCUGGGUGCCAGAGCCCGGGAGGAAGCGAAAGCAGAGGGAAGGAGAGGUGACAGCUGGAUGCUGGAAUGUAAAGGCAAGAGCAGAGAGGUUCCCUCGGAGCAGGGGGGCAAGACUGAGGUGGAGGAAUCUGCUCCAGCUUCGGGAGCCAGCGGGCCCACGGAGAGAGAUUUCCCCGGUAAAAGGGAGAGGAGGGAGCACAAGGAGUCAAGAGGCACCGACCUGAUGGUCCAUGAGAGCAAAGCAGGAACUCCCUUACAGACCAAACCAAAGGAAUUGCCCCUUUCCCAUAAAAAUAAAGAGCCUAAAACCUCAUCUCCAGGGCAGGAAGCACCCGGUGGCUCUGUGCAUCAGCUUUCCCUGGAAACAGCAGCUGAGAAAAACAGGGAAAAAAGCAACGGGGUUGAAAAGGAACCCCUCAAACAGCCUCACCUGGAGGACAAGCUCCCUGCAGAGCCAAAGGCAGCUGGAGAAAGUGAAACAGGGUCAGAGGGAGGGCUGCAGACCCCAAGAGAUGCUCCUGGAGCUCCUGUUCCAGCUUCACUUCCACCAAAGCUUGGGGAGGUUCCAGCUGUGCAGGGCAGAAGGGCCGAGGGUGUCCCCGGUGCUCCCAAACAUCCCUCCCCUGCUGGGGCAGGGGGCUGGGGUGGGGCAGAUUCCCCAGAUCCAAACCCAGGGAAGGGAUCCCCUGCUCCAGAGCAGAGGGCUGGGAAAGAUCCCAGCUCCACACACGGGAUGGAGAGGCCUAAAAAAAAGCGCAGCGAAGGGAAAGGCAAAAGAAUCAAAAGCUGCUCGGAGCAGAUGGUGCUGGCAGAGGAUGGAGGCAAAUUCACUGAGGGAAGGAGGACAGGGGAGGAUGGGAAGGAAGCAGUUUAUCCUGAAAAUGGUCAGGGGGUUCCUGCCAGAGGACACCCAUCAGCCAGCACUACAGACAAGCCCAAAAAAAGAGGCAGCGAUGGAAGGAGCAAAAAAGGGGAAAGGAGCUUUUUCCAGCAGCCUUUCCUUGAGAGUAAAAUGGAUGCAGGGAGUUUUCCUGAGGUGGUUGAUAAGGUGAGGGAGGGCAGUGAGGAGGGCAGAGCAGGGGGCUGUGUCCCUGCUGGGGGCUUGCAGGAAAAUGCAGCUAAAACACAAAGAUCAAUUGAGCUGGGACCGGAGAAACAGAAAGAAAAUGUUGGGAAACCUGAAACAGCUGAUCUGAGAGCUUUAGACCAAGCUUUGCUACUGGAGAAGAGCAAAGAGGAAGCCAAAAUUCCUGCUCUGGCUGCCACCACGAGCCUGACUAAAGAGGUGGAUUUGGUUGGGAAAGGCAGAGAGGCCGGAGGUGGCGCAGGGCUGGCAGAGAAAGGCAGGAAAAGGAGCAGUGAUGGGAGGAGGAAAGAGGCUGAGCACAGCCCCUGGGGACAGGCAGCUGUCCCGGGUGCUGGGGGGGACAGCAGCCAGCAGCAGGAGCCUGGGAACAGGAAGGAAACAAGCCUGGAUAAGGAGAAGGGAUCUGGUUUGCACAGAGAGAGGUUGGCGGAGGAGCUGGGGAAGCCCAAAAUCCAGGGUGGCACUGGCAGCUUCUCUGAGCUGCCAAAUCUUUCAGGCCAGAAAACUGAGAUUUCAGAGGCAGAAAUUGGCAGUGCUAAGGAAAGUUGGCCCAUGAAUAGAGGGAAGGAAGCAGAGAAAUCCCAGCCUCUCCCAGAGCACAGGGCAGGGAUGCACAGUCCCAGCAGGGAACUGGGGAUGGACAAGGCCAGGAGUAAAAGCAGAGAUGGGAAAGGCAAAAAGGCUGAGCACACACCUGAGCUGCAGCCAGGCAAUGUCCCUGCAGUGGGACACAGCCAGCAAACUCAGGCUGAGAAAGGCAAAGAGAAUUCCAGGACUCCAGCAGCUCACCUGCCUGAUCCUGCCAAGGUAGAGGCUCCUGCUGUGCCCCUGGAGCCAGGGAAAUCACACCCAGGUGAUGAGGAGAAACACAGAAAGGGGGAGCCUGACCCACAGCAGCCUUUUCUGCUGGAGAAUAAAGCAGGAGCAGGGAUCUUCCCUCCUCCUGGCCUGGAGAUCAGGGACAAAGCUGAGGCAGGAGGUGCCAGUCCUCGCAGCAGGAAUAAAAAUUCUGUCCCAGUGUCAGAUCCCAGCCUGGCCCCAGUCACUGAGAGAUCUAAAAAGAGGGGUUAUGAUGGAAGCAGUAAAAAAGCUAAAAAUGCUUCCAGGCAUGUUCCUCUAGAGGCAAAUCCAGAGAGGAGUGAAGCACAGCCUCCCCUGGGAUCUGGGCUGGGAUGUGGGAUGGAAGACACAGAUUUUGUAGAUGAAAACAGAAACAUUAAAAACUUUCCCGCUGGCCCUCAAAGACUUGGGAAUAAUAAAAGAAGUGACUUGAAAUCCGUGGCUCAGAGCACAGCAAGUGGUGCCGGGGGUGAUGCUCCCUGUGACCUCCCAAAGCAGAGGGAAGGGACUGCAGGGACUGGGGGCCUUCCUCCUCCUCCUCCUCUUCCUCUGGAAGCAGAGAACAGCAGCAAGGAGCGUGGAGCUGGUGCUGAGAAGGAGAUGCAGAGGUGCCAUGAGCAGCCCACCAGCCUGGGACACAAAGAACCUGCCCAAGACGUGUCACAGAGAGGUGGCAAAGGCAGAGAGGCUGAGGUGUCACACAGAGGCCAGCCCAAGGACAAAAGUGACCUUUCCCCCGUGGCAAAGGUGGAUGAUAAAGAAACAAAACCCUCUGAUGAGAAGCCCAGCAGUGCCAAGGCUCCCUCGGAGCUUCCUCCGAAGCACGGAGCAGCCGUGGGGGGCACGGGGCGAGCAGAGACCCCCAGAGCAGAGAGGGGCUCUGGGAGCCUUCCCCCAGCCCCUGCAGGGACCCCUGCCAGCACUGGGAUCAUUUCCCCAUCUGCAGGGACCCCUCCUAGCACUGGGACCCUUCCCCCAGCCCCUGCAGGGACCCCUGCCAGCACUGGGACCCUUUCCCCAGCCCCUGCAGAGACCCCUGCCAGCACUGGGACCCUUUCCCCAGCCCCUGCAGGGACCCCUCCCAGCACUGGGAUCAUUUCCCCAUCUGCAGGGACCCCUCCCAGCACUGGGAUCAUUUCCCCAGCCCCUCCAGCCGUGUCCCAGGCUGUGCCAGGAGCUGGGGUGGACAGGAAAGCUGGAGGGGACACGAGGAGCGAGCAGAGCUCAUCCCAACACCAGGGCACUGAGCCUCAGGCUGCUGGCCCUCGUGGGGCAGCUGCCCAAACCACCCAGAAACAGCCCAAAGAGAGCAGAAAAGGGCCCUGGCAGCCUGCAGAGGAGGGCCCUGCUCCUGCUGCUGAGGCUCUCAUGAAGGAUGCUCCUCGUGGAGCAGAGCUUCUCCUGAAGGAUGCUCCGGUGCCAGAGGCUGAGCUGGAUAAACCUCAAGACAAAACCAAAGAAAAGGAUUCUCGAGACACAAAUAAAGAAACUCAAGAUACAGCUAAAGAAAAGGAGUCUCAGGACACAACUAAAGAAAAGAAACCUCAAGAAUUAACUAAAGAGAAAAAAUCUCAAGACAUAACCAAAGAGAAGGAACCUCAAGAAGUAACUAAAGAAAAGGAAUCUCAGGGCACAACCAGAGAAAAGAAACCUCAAGAAUUAACUAAAGAACAGGAAUCUCAAGAAAUAAUUAAAGAAAAGGAGUCUCAGGACACAACUAAAGAACAGGAAUCUCAAGAAAUAACUAAAGAGAAGGAGACUCAGGACAUAACUAAAGAGAAGGAGACUCAGGACAUAACUAAAGAAAAGGAAUCUCAAGACAUAACCAAAGAGAAGGAACCUCAAGGAAUAACUAAAGAGAAGGAACCUCAAGCCCCAAGUAAAGAAACAGAAGAAUGUGAACAGAAAGCAGUGAAAGAGGCAAAGAAAGAGAGAUUGAAGGCAGCAGAGCAGCUCAAGGGCUACAUGAGACCCACCAAGGCCCGGGGGGUGCCAGCCCCGGUGGCCAGGCCGGCGCUGGCCAGAGCUGGUCCCCGGCAGGCGCGGCAGGACAGAGGUGUGUGA
This is a messenger RNA of Cyanistes caeruleus (blue tit), 6390 nucleotides long. Lineage: Eukaryota; Metazoa; Chordata; Aves; Passeriformes; Paridae. The record is from RefSeq and is a predicted model, not a curated record.